AGUUUUGAACCAAAUUUGGUCGAUAAUUCGAGAUGCCCAACAAUCGUACAAAGAAGUCAAUCCCGAAGCUGGUCGGAGAGGAUGAAGACAAGGUUAAUGACAAAUCCCUUAGUACAAAGCAAGUUUUUUCUGAUGUCUUUACGCCUCAUGGUUCUAAUGUAUUUAAAGAGAGCUAUAGUGAUAGUGAUAGUGACGUAAUGUUAGAUAAGGUAGCGGAUCUUAGUUUAGAUAAAGGGGAAAGACUUCGGCAUGCAGUCUCGGGCACAACACCUAAGGUUCCUAUAGUUGGGUUAGAGCUACCGAAAGUUGAAUUGUGUUAUUUUGAUGGAAAACCGAAAGAAUAUUGGAAGUUUAUAAAACAAUACGAUACUUACGUUGCUGCUAGAGUAUCUGACGAUAGUCAACGUUUACUAUAUUUGCUCCAUUAUUGCAAGGGUAAGGCGAAGGCAGCCAUUGAAGGAUGUGUAAUGAUGGAGGCUACGUUAGGGUAUAAUAGAGCUAGAGAUAUUUUGAAACGAUUGUUCGGUCAAGCUCAUGUCAUAGCAAGAGAGACGUUAGAGGAUUUAUUCAAUGAUGUAAAGCAUGGUUGUCAUGACGCAGAGCAACUCUCAAGUUUAGCAAUAAGGAUGGAAAAUUGUAGCAUGAUUUUAGAGCAAAUGAACUACACUGCCGACUUGAAUUCGCUGGUUACAUUAGAGAGAGUAGUAAGAUUUCUGCCUCAACCUAUGCAAAGACAAUGGGCUGAACUUGUAGAUAGAUUGACGGAAGAUGACAGAGAGCCAACGUUCGCUGAACUCACUCAGUUUGUGGCAGCUAAAGCGAGAAUCGCUGCGAGUAGGUUUGGACGAUUGGCUGAACGUCCAAGAGGGGGAGUUACUACUAAAUCAUGUUAUCAUUCCGUAUUGAGACCGAAGAAUGCAUCGAUCGCAAGUGCUAAGUGCAGUAUGUGCUCAGGGGAUCAUUCGGUUUACGAGUGUAGACAGUUCUUAGCUCUCACGACAGAAGAACGUUUGUCGCACGUCAAAAGUAAGAGUAUUUGUUUCGUAUGUCUUAGACAAGGGCAUAAAGCUAAUGAAUGCAAAGUGACGAGAUGUUGCGCCAUUGAGGGAUGCUCUAAGAGACAUCACUCUCUGUUGCAUAAGGGUUCAGCAAAGAAUAAAUCAGAAGAUAAACUGGCUACGGUAAACUAUUGUGGACAAGAUAGGCCAGUGAACAGUCACGUGUGUCUGGGAACGAUCCCUGUAAGGUUGAGAGCGGGAAACGCUGAGGUUGUGGGGUAUGCACUUUUGGAUAAUGGCUCUGACGUAACCUUAAUUACUUCAGGAUGUUUGAAGUUACUGGGGCUGAAUGAGGAAGAGUCAUCAGUGACUGUGCAAACUGUGAGCGGUAAUAAGGCAACACGCGUCACAAAGACACCUUUUGAAGUGUACUCCUUAGAUCAAUCUGAGCACGUCAAGAUUGAGGGAGCCCUGAUAGUGUCCCAAAUACCUGGGCAUAAACCGACGAAAUCAGUUAUGAGUGGCCUAGUGAAGUGGCAGCAUUUGAGUGAUGUGCCGUUACAAUUUAUAGAUUCUGGCGAAGUUGUAUUGCUGAUUGGUUGUGAUGUUCCGGAAGCCCACUGGGUACUCGAUCAACGGUUAGGUGGCAGAAAAAAUCCGUAUGCAGUAAAAACGUUGCUCGGUUGGACCGUAUUCGGACCUGCAUCAUUUUCGGGAUCGAAGAAAAGAGUUAGUAAUUGUAUGAGUAAGCUGCAGACAAUAGAAGAUCAAUUCCGUAAGCUUUAUGACGUAGAAUUCGCUGAUGUAUAUUCAAGCGAUAAAUCGCCGUCAGUAGACGAUCGAGCAGCAAUAGAAAUAGUGGAAAGGGGUACCUUCUUCGAUGGUGGUCACUUCGUAGUUCCAAUACCAUGGAAAAUGCAUCCAAACAAAAUAACGGGAAACUAUGAAGUAGCGGCCAGUAGAUUACUUAGUUUGAAGGGUAGGUUGUUGAAGGAUAGCAACCUACACACUAAAUAUGCUAAAAGUAUCGAAAGUAAUCUUACUAAAGGAUAUGCGCGAAGGGUCCCUGAAAUACAGUUGAGGUCAGAUUAUCUCCCUCGCUGGUAUCUACCUCAUCACGCGGUAAUAAAUCCCAAAAAGCUAGAAAAACUGAGGGUGGUGCUGGACUGUGCUGCUAAAUUUGCUGGGGUUUCACUGAAUGAUAUGAUUUAUCAAGGACCCGACACUACAGCAGAGCUUGUUUGUAUAUUAUUGCGAUUUCGCAAGGAGGCAAUUGCCAUUUGUGCCGACGUUGAAGAAAUGUUCAUGCAAGUAAAGGUCCCUGAAUCCGAUCAGGGAGCUUUAAGAUUUCUAUGGUGGCAGGAGGCAGACAUGUCGAAAGAACCAUUGGAAUUUCAAAUGACUGCCCAUCCAUUCGGAUCAACGUCUUCGCCAUUCUGUGCAAACUUUGCCUUGAUCAAGACCGCUCAGACAUUCUCUGAUGGAUAUGAUAGCUACGUCGUGGAGGCGGUUAGGAACAAUUUCUAUGUGGAUGAUUGCUUAGUAUCUUUUCCCACUUGUGAUCGAGCAAAGAGCUUUGUUAAGCAAGUAAGUGAAUUACUGGGUAAAGGCGGUUUUACAUUAAAGAAAUGGAUAACAAAUUCGGAAGAAGUUAGGUCUGUUUUGCCUGGGAUAUGCAAGGAAGGGCUUGUGAAAGAAAUGUCUAAAGAUUGUGAUGUCAUUCAUCGUACCUUGGGGGUACAAUGGGAUUGUGAAAGAGAUGUUUUCCAGUUUCACUUUGACGCCCCAGAAAGACCGUUUACUAGGAGAGGUAUUCUAUCUGUGGCAUCUUCUGUAUUCGACCCUUUGGGUUUAAUUUCUCCAGUCUAUCUGACGGUCAAACUUCUGCUGCAAGGGUUAUGUAAGUCCCAAAUAGGCUGGGAUCAGCCGAUCAAUGAGCCUUAUAUGUCGAUUUGGCUAAACUGGGUGAACUUAAUGCGACAGAUAGGUCACGUUAAAAUUCCUCGAGGCAUCAAGAAUAAAUUAGAUGAACCUAAUGCGCGCGUGGAAUUGCAUUUGUUUAGUGAUGCCUCCGAGAUUGGUUAUGGAGCAGUAGCUUAUGCACGAGUCAGUUAUUUGAACGAACCGCCGUAUUGUAUUUUGUUGUACAGCAAGUCUAGGGUUGCACCUAUAAAACCAGUCACUAUACCGAGGCUUGAGAUGGCAGCAGCGGUAUUAAGCGUAAGGCUAAGUGAAGUGCUACAAAGAAGCUUACCCAAUUUCUUCUGCGAAGUGAGUUUCCAUACUGAUUCUAUGAUAGUGUUGUAUUACAUUAGAAAUACAGGAAACCAAUAUAGUACCUAUAUAGCUAAUCGUCUUGCUAUCUUACAUCAGCACACUAAGGUUGAGCAAUGGACUUACGUCAAAUCGUCGGAGAACCCAGCGGACUGGACUUCGAGAGGUAUAAAAAAAUUGGCCGACCUUGAGUCGUGGAUUAAGUGCCCUACUUUACUGCAAGCCGAGUUCGGUAAAACUGUUACCGUUUGUCCUCAAACUGUUCCGGACAGUAUUGAGUUUAGAAAAACUGUCGUAGUUAAUUUGAGUAAAGUGAAUUAUGACAAGUUCCCUAUUAUUUCUUAUUACUCAGACUGGUUAAGAUUAGUCAGGGCAGUAGCCUGGUUACGAAGAUUUAUAGAAUAUUGGAUGAUACUUCGAUCAUCAAGUCGCGAAGGAUCCAUUCAUUUGGGAUGCCUGAAGGUCGAAGAGCUUGAAAGUGCUAAGCGUAAGAUAUUAAUGAUAGUCCAGAAAGAGGUAUAUGGGAGAUUACUCAGUGAAUUUAAGAACAACAGUAAUGUGAAUAGCCAUAAUGAUCUGAAGCGUUUAUCGCCUAUGAUGCUCGACGGUUUAAUAUGUGUUGGAGGUCGUCUAAACUACUCCGAUUACCCUAAUGAAUUCAAGCAUCCAGUAAUAUUACCUAGUCGUCACUCAGUGACAGAAAUGAUAGUCAGACAUUAUCAUAAAGAAGAGGGACACUCAGGGACUUCUCAAGUACUUGCCGCAAUCCGAAAAUACUAUUGGAUAGUAAAGGGGACCAGCACGGUCAGGAGAGUGAUAGGUAAGUGUGUAAUCUGUCGACGGUACAUUUCGAACUCAGGACAACAAUUGAUGGCGCCGCUCCCGGCAUGUAGAGUGAAACCAGGCUGGCAUAGUUUCGCAACGGUAGGGGUGGAUUACUUCGGACCUAUUUUAGUCAAAAAGGGAAGGUCACUAGAAAAGAGGUAUGGAUGUAUAUUUACUUGUUUGCAAACACGUGCAGUGCAUAUUGAAAUGGCUUACAGUUUGAAUACCAAUUCACUUGUGAUGGCCCUGUUACGUUUUAUCGGAAGAAGAGGGAAGCCCUCUGAGAUUUAUAGUGAUAACGGGUCGAACUUCGUGGGUGCAAUACCUGAACUAAGGAAAUACGUUCGGCAGUGGGACCAACAAAGGAUAAGUAAUGAAUUGUCAGCGAAGCAGAUUCAGUGGCAUUUUAACCCUCCGUCAUCCAGCCACAGAGGAGGGGUGUGGGAAAGAAUGAUAAGAUCCGUACGUAGACUAUUAUUAUUGAUCACCAGAGAACAAACGUUGAAUGAUGAAACUUUAGGCACCUAUUUGGUUGAAGUUGAAAGGAUAUUGAACGAUCGACCAUUAACCCCGAUGGUACAGGAUGUUAACGACAAGCCAGCAUUAUCACCUAACAGCUUGCUUUUGUUGAGGGAAUGUGACAGUAUAGUUGACGAAAGUAGUAUCAGAGUUAAUUAUGAUAAACGCUGGAAUUAUCUAGCUAACGUGUUUUGGAAGAGGUGGCUGCGGGAGUACUUACCAUCCUUACAAACUCGUCAAAAAUGGUUGGUUGAGCGUCGUAAUUUCGAACCAGGUGAUGUAGUAAUCGUGGUUUCAGAUAUUUCCACCCGCGGUAAAUGGCCUCUAGGGGUAAUUGAGAGUUGUGAAACAGACGAAGACGGAAAAGUUAGGACGGUGACAGUACGUACUAAUAACGGGUCUAUUAGGAGGGAUAUACGUAAAGUAUGUCUCCUAGAAGGGUCCAAUUAGUUGAUCGUCAAACAAUGUAGACAGAACGAGUAGGUGUACUGUUGUAAGUCCUACCCGUUCUUUUAGUAAGGAAUGCGAUUAGGUGAACCAUGGAAAAAAAACAUCAGAAUAGCUUGUGCACUAUGGAGGGAUUUUGGGGGCCGGUGUUGGAUCCAUUUUGCGAGUGAAAAUCCCUCCAUGCAUACACUUGUGAUUUCUUCCUUACGUUUUCUUUAUUUGUUUUUGCUGUUAACAUUCUUGAUGCUAAUUGAGACUGUAACGUUCAAUUUUUCUUGACUUAACUAUCGUUUUUUAUUGAGUCUCUACGUUCCUCACUGAAUUGUAUACAGUUUGUUUUAAUUGCUACUAUUCUGGCAUCGGCCAUAUUGGCUGCUCGCUUUUGAUUGUGCGGUUUGAACUUGACUGGGAUCGUGCAUUUUUGGUUGUAUUUGGAGCACCUUCCCAGAAAUUGAAACACUUGGUGUUAUAAAAUAGCCGCUCAAACGAAAUCUCACUUGAUCUAUCCAGAAAGGAUAGAAUAACGUUUACCUUUCGGUGCUUUUGGUAGUUUUCAUAUAUUUCUUAUCACCUUGCUAUUUAUUGUAAUUUAGAUUGGAUAUUUUUGUAUCAAUUGUUGGUUGAAUAACCGGGUGAUAAUAUUCGUUUAGCACGAAUGUCAUAAAAAUGGGACACUAAGUUUAUACUUCAAAAAUGCAACUGUGAAUUGUGCCAAAAAAGGUCAGCUAGUACGUUUUAAUGUAACUGAUGGGAGUACAAGACUUAGUGAGGAAAUCAUAUGCCCUAAUAUUAAAAUGUUUUGCAAGGUAAAGGCUUGAUCCUUCAACAUUGAGGUUUGACAACACUCUACAACCCUCAUAGUAAAUAAUUGUAAAUUUUUAUUAUUAUUAAUUAUUGAACAAUAAUAAUGCGAUAUCAAAUGUA
Schistosoma rodhaini is the source of this 5987-nucleotide messenger RNA. NCBI's taxonomy places the organism in Eukaryota, Metazoa, Platyhelminthes, Trematoda, Strigeidida, Schistosomatidae. The record is from the annotation of a GenBank genome assembly.